UUCUGUUUUUCUAGCCCUACUGGAUCGCAUGUUGAAUGGUGUAAACAGUUGAUAGCUGCAACCAUUUCUAGUCAGAUUUCGGGGUCUGUCCCAUCAGAAGGAGUGUCCAGAGACUACAGGGUAUACAGGAGGCCUGAUUUACGGGCACUGCGGGAUGGGAACAAACUAGCACAGAUGGAAGAGGCUCCACUUUUUCCUGGAGAAUCAAUCAAAGUUAUCGCUAAAGAUGUUAUGUAUAUCUGUCCAUUUAUGGGAGCAGUCAGUGGCACACUGACAGUGACGGACUUCAGAAUGUACAUCAAAAGUGUUGAAAGGGAUCCACCCUUUGUUGUUGAUGUCCCCCUUGGAGUGAUAAGUAGAGUCGAAAAAAUUGGAGUACAGAGCCAUGGGGACAACUCAUGUGGCAUAGAAAUAGUUUGCAAGGAUAUGAGAAACUUGAGGCUUGCUUAUAAACAGGAAGAGCAGAACAGAUUGGAGAUUUUUGAAAACCUUGUAACACGUGCAUUUCCUGUUUCUAAUGGCCUGCCACUUUUUGCAUUCAACUAUAAAGAGAAAUUUGCUGUUAAUGGCUGGAAAGUGUAUGAUCCAAUGGCAGAAUAUAAGAGGCAGGGCUUGCCCAAUGAGAGUUGGAAAAUAUCCAAAAUUAACAGCACCUAUGAACUUUGUGAUACAUAUCCAGCUAUUCUUGUUGUGCCAACCAGUGUAAAGGAUGAUGAUCUCUCAAAAGUGGCAGCAUUUAGAGCAAAAGGAAGAGUUCCAGUAUUAUCCUGGAUUCAUCCUGAGAGCCAAGCAACAAUAACACGAUGCAGUCAACCAUUGGUAGGCCCGAAUGAUAAGCAUUGCAAAGAGGAUGAAAAAUACUUGCAGACAAUAAUGGAUGCCAAUGCUCAAUCCCAUAAACUUAUCAUCUUUGAUGCCAGGCAGAAUAGUGUUGCAGAUACAAACAAGGCAAAAGGUGGAGGAUAUGAAAGUGAAAGUGCCUACCCAAAUGCAGAGCUGGUCUUCCUGGAAAUACAUAAUAUACAUGUAAUGAGAGAAUCACUGCGUAAGCUUAAAGAAAUAGUUUAUCCUACUAUUGAUGAAACUCGAUGGUUAUCAAAUGUGGACUCCACUCACUGGUUGGAAUAUAUAAGAAUGCUUCUUGCUGGAGCAGUGAGAAUUGCGGAUAAAAUUGAAUCUGGUAAAACUUCUGUGGUGGUGCAUUGCAGUGAUGGCUGGGAUCGAACUGCCCAGCUCACGGCUCUAGCUAUGCUUAUGCUGGACAGCUAUUACAGAACCAUCAAGGGAUUUGAAAUUCUUGUAGAGAAAGAAUGGAUAAGUUUUGGACACAGGUUUGCAAUGCGAGUAGGACAUGGAGAUGAUGACCAUGCUGAUGCAGACAGAUCUCCCAUUUUCCUUCAGUUCAUUGACUGCGUUUGGCAAAUGACAAAGCAGUUUCCUGCAGCCUUUGAAUUCAAUGAAUUAUUUUUGAUAACCAUUCUGGAUCACCUUUAUAGUUGUCUCUUUGGGACUUUCUUAUGCAACUGUGAAAAAGAGAGAGUGAAAGAGGAGGUAAACACGAAGACUGUAUCGCUGUGGUCCUAUAUAAACAGUCAAUUAGAUGAAUUCACAAACCCUUUCUACGUAAACUAUGAAAACCACGUCCUAUACCCUGUAGCUAGUCUGAACCAUUUGGAGCUGUGGGUGAACUACUAUGUCAGAUGGAACCCCAGAAUGCGGCCUCAGGUUCCAAUCCAUCAAAAUCUUAAAGAACUGCUCGCGAUCCGGACCGAACUGCAGAAGAAGGUGGAGGAGCUGCAGCGGGAGGCUGCCACCCGCUCCAUUUCCUCCUCCUCGGACAGAGGGUCCUCCCCGUCGCACUCAGCCACGCCAGUGCACACCUCUGUGUGAAGGGCAACAGAAGCCAUUGGUAAAACGGUUCCUGUCAGGUAGUACUGAGGAGGGCAGAGCGUUUCUCCCAUCCCACAAGAACUGUGACUUAAAAUUGCUGUGAUCUACAUGCCUUACUGUGUCUGGUAUUAUCACGAUGAGGCCAAAAGAGCUUCAAUAGAUGUGACGUGUUUUCUUGUUGGCAGCUCCCCCGUGUGUUUUGACUGGCUAAAUCACCAAUUGUGAAAUUAACUUUGUUUUGAGCAACUAACAACUUAACCGUGCUAAAAAGGAAUCUGGCCGUCAGGCAGAC
This is a messenger RNA of Tinamus guttatus (white-throated tinamou), 2182 nucleotides long. Lineage: Eukaryota; Metazoa; Chordata; Aves; Tinamiformes; Tinamidae. The record is from RefSeq and is a predicted model, not a curated record.